GAGACACCGCGGGUGGCUGCCGAUGCUUCCCGGCCAGUCGGUCGGCUGUGGGCCAUGGCUAACGUCUCCAAGAAGGUGUCGUGGUCUGGCCGCGACCGUGACGACGAGGAGGCGGCGCCGCUACUGCGGAGGACGGAAGGUCUAGACGAGGGCACGCCGCUGCUGAACGGGGCCGGGCCGGCCGCGCGCCAGUCAUCGCAUGCUGCAUUUUUCCGAAUUGGACAGAUGAACAAUGUGGAGCUGGACGACGAGCUCCUGGACCCAGAAGUGGACCCUCCGCACACCUUCCCCAAGGAGAUCCCACACAAUGAGAAACUUCUGUCUCUUAAGUAUGAGAGCUUGGACUAUGACAACAGUGAGAACCAGCUCUUCCUGGAGGAGGAGAGACGGAUAAACCACACGGCGUUCCGGACAGUGGAGAUCAAGCGCUGGGUCAUAUGUGCCCUCAUCGGCAUCCUCACAGGCCUUGUGGCCUGCUUCAUUGACAUCGUGGUGGAAAACCUGGCUGGCCUCAAGUACAGGGUCAUCAAGGACAAUAUCGACAAGUUUACAGAGAAGGGUGGCCUUUCCUUCUCCCUCCUGCUGUGGGCCACGCUGAACUCUGCGUUUGUGCUCGUGGGCUCCGUGAUUGUGGCCUUCAUGGAGCCAGUUGCUGCUGGUAGUGGCAUCCCCCAGAUCAAGUGCUUCCUCAACGGGGUGAAGAUCCCCCACGUAGUGCGGCUCAAGACGCUGGUGAUCAAGGUGUCUGGCGUGAUUCUGUCCGUGGUAGGGGGACUGGCUGUGGGAAAGGAAGGGCCGAUGAUCCACUCAGGUUCAGUGAUUGCUGCUGGCAUUUCCCAGGGACGGUCGACGUCACUCAAGCGGGAUUUCAAGAUCUUCGAGUACUUCCGCAGAGACACGGAGAAGCGGGACUUUGUCUCAGCAGGAGCUGCAGCUGGAGUAUCGGCUGCAUUUGGAGCACCUGUGGGUGGAGUCCUGUUUAGCCUUGAGGAGGGUGCCUCCUUCUGGAACCAGUUCCUGACGUGGAGGAUCUUCUUUGCAUCCAUGAUUUCCACCUUCACGCUGAACUUUGUUCUGAGCAUCUACCAUGGAAACAUGUGGGACCUGUCAAGCCCUGGCCUCAUCAAUUUUGGAAGAUUUGACUCAGAGAAAAUGGCGUACACCAUCCACGAGAUUCCUGUCUUCAUCGCCAUGGGUGUGGUCGGUGGCAUUCUUGGAGCCGUGUUUAAUGCCUUGAAUUACUGGCUGACCAUGUUUCGAAUCAGGUACAUCCACAGGCCCUGCCUGCAGGUGAUCGAGGCCAUGCUGGUGGCUGCUGUCACGGCCACGGUUGCCUUUGUGCUGAUUUAUUCCUCCCGGGAUUGCCAGCCCCUGCGGGGAAGCUCCAUGUCCUACCCGCUUCAGCUCUUCUGUGCAGACGGCGAGUACAACUCUAUGGCUGCAGCCUUCUUCAACACGCCCGAGAAGAGCGUAGUCAGCCUUUUCCAUGACCCACCAGGCUCUUACAACCCCAUGACACUGGGCCUCUUCACACUGGUGUACUUCUUCCUGGCCUGCUGGACCUACGGGCUCACAGUGUCUGCCGGCGUCUUCAUCCCAUCCCUGCUCAUUGGUGCCGCCUGGGGCCGGCUUUUUGGCAUCUCCCUGUCCUACCUCACAGGGGCAGCGAUCUGGGCAGAUCCUGGCAAAUACGCCUUGAUGGGAGCAGCUGCCCAGCUUGGUGGGAUCGUGAGGAUGACCCUGAGCCUGACUGUCAUCAUGAUGGAGGCCACCAGCAAUGUGACCUACGGCUUCCCCAUCAUGCUGGUGUUGAUGACUGCCAAGAUCGUGGGCGACGUCUUCAUUGAGGGCCUGUACGACAUGCACAUCCAGCUGCAGAGUGUGCCCUUUCUGCACUGGGAGGCCCCCGUCACCUCACACUCGCUCACGGCCAGGGAGGUGAUGAGCACACCAGUGACAUGCCUGAGGAAGAGAGAGAAGGUUGGCAUCAUCGUAGAUGUCCUCAGCAACACAGCGUCCAGUCACAAUGGAUUCCCUGUGGUGGAGGACACAGGUGAUACCCAGCCAGCUAGGCUCCAGGGCUUGAUCCUGCGCUCCCAGCUCAUCGUUCUCCUGAAGCACAAGGUGUUUGUGGAGAGGUCCAAUAUGGGUCUGGUGCAGCGGCGGCUGAGACUGAAGGACUUCCGUGAUGCCUACCCACGCUUCCCCCCAAUUCAGUCCAUCCACGUCUCCCAGGAUGAGCGCGAGUGCACCAUGGACCUGUCUGAGUUCAUGAACCCCUCUCCCUACACAGUACCUCAGGAGGCGUCUCUCCCUCGCGUGUUCAAGCUGUUCCGGGCUCUGGGCCUUAGGCACUUGGUGGUAGUGAACAACCAAAAUCAGGUGGUCGGGCUGGUGACCAGGAAGGACCUGGCCAGGUACCGCCUCGGGAAGGGGGGCCUAGAAGAGCUGUCGCUGGCCCAGACGUGAGGCUGGCCCACCCCUGGACAGAGGACCCCAGUCAUUCUGCACCUCCUCUUGGGGUCCUUGGUCUCAGCCAAAGUCUCGCUUCCUGGGCAGCACAGUGGCAGGAGCAGGUGUCCUCCAUUCUGGAGCCUGACCAGCGUGUGGGCCUGGCCCUGCAGUGCACAGUUGGUUUACAUCCUCAGCACUUCCCCUGUGCCCCAGUCCCUCCACCCCUUAAACUGCCCUCUCCUGGGUUUCUUCAGGGAUCGGAUGUGUAUUACUGUGCCUCCUGUGGCUCGCUGCAAGGGGCCAGCAUGUGUGAGAGACAAGUGAGCUGCACGGUCACGGUUUCUGUUCCUUUUUCCAUGGUGCCCAGUCAGCAGCCACACUGCCCAUAUUACUAGGAGCCCCAGUGGCAAGGGUAUUAUGGAUUGCACAGCCUGGGGAAAGUGACUCCUGUCCCUGGGUCUGUGCCCAGAAGAUGGGAUGGAGAGACUGGCUCUAUGCUUGUGUCUCAAGAGCUGAGACUCACCCAAGGGUCAGAUUCCUGAGUCCAGCACAUCAGCACUGGGGCUGGGGUCUCUGCAUUUUGGAUGCUAUAGGAAAGGUGGGUCUGACUGCAGCACUGGGGACCCUGGUCUCAGCAGUGGCUUCACUUCUGAUGACAGUGUGUACAUGGCUGGCCUUGAGGACCCAGCUAGCCCAAGGUAGCUGUAGGAUGGGCCUGUGGACCCUGAACCAAGGAACCCUGUCUGCCCACUCGACAGCUUGUCCGAACUGCCUCUGCCUGGCCAAGCCAGCCCUCAGUCAAUCACAGGAUCCCUCCCUUGGGACACUGGGUGAAGCCGUGUCAGCGUCCCUGGCACAUGUCUGUUUAUGCAGGUCCUUCUGUGAUGAAGGCCUGGAGAUACGGCCCCUUGGUUGUCCUUCCAAGGAAUUGACCCCUCCCUCUUUACCUUUCAUGGAGACCCAGGCUAAGCAUGCUGUAUGCUGUGAGAAACCAGGAACCUGUGCCAGACAACCAGGGCUGCUGUCCUCACCUGUUUGCCUGGGCCCCAGGCCUGGGAUGGCCGCUGGGUGUGGGGCUGGUGGGCAUGUGGAUUGCACUUCUGUGGACAGUAGCUGCUGACUGAUGAUCCUGAGACCAUAGCCACCCAUGGGGCUCUACGGGAGGGGAGCCACAGACAGGUGUGGAGAAGUAAUCUCCUCACCUAGGACCCUGACCAACUUGUCCUUGUCCUCACAGCCUUACUUUCGGGGACUCACUGGGGAGCCUGGGCAUGCCAGGAUACUGGCAGGUGGCUCUUCUCAAAGGAUCUCUGGGUCCACAUGAGGCUCUGAUUGGCCAGACUCGCCUUGCCUGCUCUACUAGGCCUUAAUGGGAGCAGAGAUCUGGGUGGGACAGGGGCAUGUCUGACUAGGGCCCCAGGGGCUGAACACUGUACAGGGCCUCAAAGACUUAGUACCAAAAAGCAUGUGCAAUCUGUCCACAGUUCUGUGUUGGUUACAUGUUGAAAUACUAUUUUGGAUAUAUUAGGUUAAAUAAAACAAUCAGAACUCA
Jaculus jaculus (lesser Egyptian jerboa) is the source of this 4006-nucleotide messenger RNA. It is a transcript of the gene Clcn7, whose product is annotated as chloride voltage-gated channel 7. The record is from RefSeq and is a predicted model, not a curated record. The transcript is spliced from 25 exons. Gene Ontology annotation, molecular function: voltage-gated chloride channel activity. NCBI's taxonomy places the organism in Eukaryota, Metazoa, Chordata, Mammalia, Rodentia, Dipodidae. Bases 55 to 2469 code for a protein of 804 amino acids. Gene Ontology annotation, biological process: transmembrane transport; chloride transport. Gene Ontology annotation, cellular component: lysosomal membrane; intracellular membrane-bounded organelle.